Lindgomyces ingoldianus is the source of this 261-nucleotide messenger RNA. RefSeq lists its product as uncharacterized. The record is from RefSeq and is a predicted model, not a curated record. The annotation marks the transcript as partial. The transcript has 2 exons. NCBI's taxonomy places the organism in Eukaryota, Fungi, Ascomycota, Dothideomycetes, Pleosporales, Lindgomycetaceae.
UAUGCUAAUAAAAGUAAAAACACGCUACUUAACAGCUACACUAAGGAUAAGUUUAAGCAGCUCUGUAGUAAGCUCUUGUCUUUAGUAACAGUAAAGUGUUACUUCUAUACACUAGUUAAUCUUAUGCUAGGCUACUAUAUGCUUAUGUGUAGAGGUAACUGCUGUUUUAUAGAGAUUUUAGACCUGUUUACUUUUAAGUUUAAAAUAGAAAGCCUUACACACUACAUGCCUUUAAUAUUUACUACUUGUGUAAGUAAGUAG